AUGGCCGCAAAUGAAUAUCAGAAUCCUACUCAGCGUCUUCAUCAGGGAAAGGUAGCAGGGAUUCUGGAUGUUGAUGCUACUUCAGCCAUAGCUGCUCAGCUUAAGGCUCUUACUAUGAAGGUGGAUUCUUUGGUUGAAACACCCGUGCUCUCAUCUGAGUCUGAUAGUGGAAAAAUUGUUGUUGCAGCUGACAAGACUAAAAUCAACGAGGAAGCAAGCAAGGAUUCAGCCGAGAAGUCUAGCCCGAAAACUGAUAUUGGGGCCAAGCAAGUAUAUCCACCUCCACCUUUUCCGAAGAGACUUCAGAAGCAUAAGCUCGACAAACAAUUCGCCAAGUUUUUCGAGGUUUUCAAGAAAUUACAAAUCAACAUACCGUUUGCGGAGGCUCUAGAACAAAUGCCGAGUUAUGCUAAAUUCAUGAAAGGUAUUCUCUCUCGAAAACACAAACUUGAGGAAUUAGAGACUGUGGCUUUGACCGAGGAGUUUAGUGCUGUGUUGCAACAGAAAUUGCCCCCGAAGCUAAAAGUCCGGGAAGUUUCACAAUCCCGUCUGGCUGAUCGUUCGGUUACAUACCCAAGGGGGAUAGUUGAAGAUGUGUUGGUAAAGGUAGAUAAACUAAUCUUCCCUGCUAAUUUUGUCAUUCUCGACUUUGAGGAAGAUAAGAAGAUUCCCAUCAUCUUGGGGAGACCAUUCCUUGCGACGGGGCGGACUUUGAUUGAUGUUCAGAAGGGUGAACUCACAAUGAGAGUUCAAGAUCAGAUGGUCACUUUCAACGUGUUCAAUGCCAUAAAACUUCCAUCAGAUGAGGAGGAAUGCUCAUUCGGAAAUUGA
This is a messenger RNA of Daucus carota subsp. sativus, 831 nucleotides long. RefSeq lists its product as uncharacterized. Lineage: Eukaryota; Viridiplantae; Streptophyta; Magnoliopsida; Apiales; Apiaceae. The coding region runs from base 1 to 831 and encodes 276 amino acids. The transcript has 3 exons. The record is from RefSeq and is a predicted model, not a curated record.